AUGAAGACUGGAAAUUUUUUUUUCCUCCUGUGUGUGCUCUUUGGAAUAAUUUUCUCAGGAGGAUUUUCCUCCUCAAACGAUUUAACUCAGAUCGAUGACAACAAAAAAUUCACAGUAACAACUAAGGCGUUGAAGGAAUUGAUGCAGACUUCUAGAGAUUUGUUCACAUUGUGUGCUACAUUUUCAAUCUGUCCUGAUGUUAAAUUUCUAUCUAAAUUUAAAAAAACCAUCAUCGAGAAAAAAGAAACAACGAAUAGCUUAACACCAAAAGAAACUGCUCUAAGAAAUUGCUCUAAAAAAGAGGACUGCCAGCACGGAUAUGCUACGUGUAUUGAUAAUGUCAAUGCUCUGAACGUUUGGACAAAAAAUGCUAUGCCGAGAUUGAUGAGUUUUGUGUCGACUCAUCUGAUUGCGUUGGUACUCGCUUCAGUCUGUUGGGGUCCAGAAAAGAGCCGAGAAUUUCCGGAAAUAUACUGCGUGGUACAUCCUAAACGUUGUAUAUUUAGUCAUUAUUUGGCCAAUGAUCAAGAACCAAAAGCCGAACGUAGAUAUUUACAGGACAAUCCAAAGUUUACGUGGAAAAACAGUAGUACUGCCGAUUUAAGCAAAGCUGUACAUGCUGGAGACUUUACUUCUAUACUAGUAUUCUGUCAGACUGUGGACCAAUUUUCAUUCGUUGGAACAGCAAUGGCCGAUUUUACAUAUUGUAGCUACGAAGACGACAGUGGAAGGUUAUUUUUGACCCAAACAUUUAAUAUCUUAGUGCAUGAGGACUAA
This is a messenger RNA of Cotesia congregata, 777 nucleotides long. The record is from the annotation of a GenBank genome assembly. Lineage: Eukaryota; Metazoa; Arthropoda; Insecta; Hymenoptera; Braconidae.